Saccoglossus kowalevskii is the source of this 2035-nucleotide messenger RNA. RefSeq lists its product as uncharacterized. Gene Ontology annotation, molecular function: protein dimerization activity. NCBI's taxonomy places the organism in Eukaryota, Metazoa, Hemichordata, Enteropneusta, Harrimaniidae. The record is from RefSeq and is a predicted model, not a curated record. Gene Ontology annotation, biological process: regulation of DNA-templated transcription.
AACCAAACAUUCCAAAGUCAUGUACCACAGCUAGAUAAUUUGAGCAGUAUCGGAUGCUCACCCAUCACUGAUGGGGGGCAGCAGACUCCAAAUUCUGUUUCUUCCGGGACUUUCCAUCUCCAGUAUCAGAAUUUUUUGCAUGACCCUCCCAUGGAACUGGCCGAGCCGAAAUCCACGUAGGAAAAGAGCGCGUAAAAGAGACGCAUCGCUUGAUGGGGAGGAACAACCAAAACGACAAAGGAGGAAAAGGAAAAAAGCUGAUGACACAGUCAGCAUGGAAGGUGAAAACAAUAGUAUUGAAAGUGGCUCGAUCAUUGGUAGUAUUGACGAACAAACAAACAAGCUACUAGAAGAAGCGUCUUUGAUCAGCGAAAGUGAUCUUUGUGGCUCCCAUGAAUCAAAUUUAGGGCACCAUGAAGGUGCAACAUUUUUUAAAACUGAAACCACAGAAACUAUGCUCCCAACGCCUCCUGACAUGCAGAGUUCAAGUCCAUUGGAUGCGGUCACCAUGGCAACAAUUUCGUCGGAUUCUCCACAUAUGUUAACAUCUCCUACAUCAUUGAAUUCUCCUGCAAGUCAACUCCCUACGUCUAAUGAAGUUCCCAGUGGGCCACAACAUCCCCUGACCCCAUCAAACUCGGAACAUUGCAGCAAUAACAAUAAUAACACUGUUCCAAAAAAUCAACAGAACUCAGAAGUAAAUAGUUUGUGCAUGUCCACGGAGAUAGCGAAUCACAUAUCAAGUUGCCCUAGUAGUGUUAAUAGUAUUAGUAAUGAUAGAGAGGAUCUCUCUUGUCCAGUCUUUGAUGGAAUGCUAUCCAGGCCCGAUAGUAGUUGCAGUGUAGAAGGCAGUCAUUCAAAUAUGAAUUGUGAAUUGGAGGACGGGGAAAGCAUCACCCCUAACAGUGCAUCCAUUCAGAAUAAUGGCCUGUGCCACCCAAACACUACCGUUUUCAUGUGCACUGCUGGAACAGCCAGUGUUACGUCGACGUAUUCAACCUCAUCAACUGCUGGUCUAUCUGCGGGCGUUGUUUGUCAGCAGGCACCUAUUAAUAGUGGGCAACCCCCCUUGAACAAUAACCAACCAGAGGAGGCCCACCCACUGGAAAUCCUGCAGGCACAGAUUCAGCUGCAGAGGCAACAGUUCAACAUUAGUGACACUCGACCUCUGCCUUUCAAAAACCAACCCAAAGCACCCACGAGCCAUAAAACGAAAGGCACCAAAACGGCCAAAGCUGCAAACCAAGUCGAUGUGGAAACCUUACUAGCUGAGGAGGACUCAACGUGGUAUAUGCCCACUGAUGCACCUAAGGAACCUACGAAUAUGUUGCCAUGGGAACAUAACAAGAAGACGUCUGAUAAAGGUCAAAGUGUUGAUCCCAAUCAGGUGGAUCGGCGGACGCUACACAAGAUAUCAGAACAGAAAAGAAGAGAGUCACUGAAGCAUUCCAUAGAUGUCUUGAAACGUGCCGUGCCUGACUGCCGAGAUCUUGCCGAUCAAAGCCAACAGAAUGUGCUUCUCCGAGCACACAAUUACAUUGUCGAUAUGCUGGGAAAACAGCAAAGGAACAAAAUGUGCGCGGAAGAGAUAGAAUCCCUCAAGAAUUGCAACAACAGACUUGCAGAUGAAAUAAGCAUGUUUAGACAAGAAUAUGAAAUACUCAGUAAAUUGCCGUGAAGUAACAAGAAAUCUGAAUAUAACUGCCAAAAACGAUGCAAUCCAGAUCCAAGAAACAUUUCAAGGAAAGGAUAUCACAUACGCUCACAUGACCUACCAAUGGUGACCUUAUGAAGUAACACAUGCAAGGGAGGCAACUGAUGUUUCAAUAUCAUCACUCAGUACAAGUUGGGGGAGGGAGUGAAUGGGCUUGCCCAGUGGACUUGUUAUUCUGGGCUUCCUUAAAAACUCACAAUUGCCAAUUUGGCUGCAAAGCUGAAGAGUACAAUUUACCUAAAAAGAUGUAGAAGAUAUUUUAUUUUAUUUUUAAAACUUCAUAACCAAUCACAUGACAAUCACUGACCAAUUAUAUUCCGG